CCUCGUCCCACCCACUCUCCUCAGCGACGCUUCCAUCAUGGACGAAGAACAGAUACCAGCCAUCGAGUAAAGAGGACAACCGCGCACCACUGAAGCGGCCACGACCUGCAGCAUAUAUUUUUACAAGCCUCGCUUAAUAUAUUAUUUCGAGGUCGUCAAUUUUGGCUGAACGAUUCUGAAGAAGAAAGAGAAGGAAACCGCGCAAGAUGAAGCAUUUUUUGAGGGUGGUAUCACAGUUUCUUGUGUUCCUGUACUGUAAGUGUUUGUGGCGUGGUCUGAAGUUCGUGGUGAGGAAGUUGACGGGGCGCUGUGAGCUGCAGAGGAUCUGCUACAACAACAAACCUGGCGCACGCAGGACCCUCAAGAUCGAAUCGUCUCUACGACACUCCAAGCAUGAGCUGUUGCAGUCUGCUCUCAGUGUCCACCCGGACGCUGUGGAGAAGACCAUCGAUGACAUCAUGACCCUGAAGAAAAUCAAUCCUGACACCAACCCACAGCUGGGCAUCUCUCUCCAGGCCAGCCUGUUCCAGGUGGUGGGGUACCGGGGCCUGGUGGUUGAGGUGGAGAAGCUCCGCAGGGAGCCGUACGACAGUGAAAACCCCGACCACGAGCAGAUGCUGAUGAAGCUCUGGAGAGAACUGUGUCCAGACUCUCCUCUCACUGGGCGCGUCUCCAAGCAGUGGUGCGAGAUCGGUUUCCAGGGCAACGACCCCAAGACGGACUUCAGAGGCAUGGGUUUACUGGGCCUACAUAACCUUUUGUAUUUUGCUGAACAUGACAAGGCCACCGCUCUCCAGGUGCUGCAUGACUCCCUCCAGCCCAAACACAGUAAAAUGUCCAAAGCAGAUUGGGAGAAGAAGAACUUAGACAAGGCUAUCGGGUUCUCGUUUGCCAUCGUGGGCAUCAACAUCACGGACCUGGCCUACUGCAUGCUGGUCAGCGGAGCCCUGAAGACGCACCUGUACAACGUGGCUCCAGAGAUGCCCAGCCUUCUCCACUUUCAGCAGACCUUCUGUUACCUGAUGCAGGAGUUCCACCGGUUCUGGAUCGAGGAAGACCCCUGUGACAUCAUGGAGUUCAACCGCGUACGUUCCAAGUUCCACAAGAAGGUUCUGCGCCAGCUGAGGAACCCGGACAUGACACUGUGUCCUCAUUUCUCCGCCUCUGAUCUCCACCUGGUCAAUCUGUAGACACGCCCCUCCAUCACCUCCACCUGUAGACACGCCCCUCCAUCACCUCCACCUGUAGACACGCCCCUCCAUCACUUCCACCUGUAGACACGCCCCUCCAUCACUUCCACCUGUAGACACGCCCCUCCAUCACCUCCACCUGUAGACACGCCCCUCCAUCACCUCCACCUGUAGACACGCCCCUCCAUCACCUCCACCUGUAGACACGCCCCUCCAUCACUUCCACCUGUAGACACGCCCCUCCAUCACCUCCACCUGUAGACACGCCCCUCCAUCACCUCCACCUGUAGACACGCCCCUCCAUCACUUC
Osmerus eperlanus (European smelt) is the source of this 1500-nucleotide messenger RNA. Its product is annotated as ELMO domain-containing protein 1-like. The record is from RefSeq and is a predicted model, not a curated record. The transcript is spliced from 11 exons. Lineage: Eukaryota; Metazoa; Chordata; Actinopteri; Osmeriformes; Osmeridae. The coding region runs from base 207 to 1190 and encodes 327 amino acids. Gene Ontology annotation, molecular function: GTPase activator activity.